AUGGACAACCUUGGCGAUUCUAGUCGGAAGAGAGCAAUUGAGGAGCUUCUUAGAGGUCGAGAUUGUGCUGAACAACUUAGCAGUGUCAUCACUGGGAGUUGUGAAAAAGGGUCAUCAGCAACCCCAUUUGCUAAGAAACUCGUGAAGGAGGUGCUCAUGUCCUUCACCAACUCCCUCUUGCUCUUGAACAACAAUUCUACUUCUGGAUCCCAUGGUGUCUCCAAUGUUCAAGUUUGGGACUCUCCAAAAUCUGAGGACUCUCUAGAGAGCAAUUGCAAGAGUUCCACUGUUAAAGAACGAAGAGGGUGUCACAAGAGAAGAAGAACUGAACGAACAAGGGAGAAGGAGUCUGAAGCUCCAAUUGAUGAUGGCCACCAAUGGAGAAAGUAUGGGCAAAAGGAUAUCCUGAAUGCCCAAUUCCCAAGGCACUACUAUAGGUGCACUCACAGAUUUGACCAGGGUUGCCAAGCAACAAAGCAGGUGCAAAGAGUUCAAGAGGAUCCAAUCCUGUACAAGACCAUCUACUAUGGUGAACACACUUGCAAGAGCUUGGCAAAUCCUCAGAUCAUACUUGACCCUAUGUCUCCUUCAUCUACUUCAAAGUUCCUGAGCUUUAACAACUCCUUCCCUACCCCAUCCAAACAAGAGUGCCCCUUUCUCUCGUCUUCUUUCCCUUCAUCAGUGGAAAGGAAGUGCAAGGAGGAGGUUCCUCCCUCAACUUCCUCAAAUGAUUACCUCAUCUCUUCUGACCUCACCUUUGAUAGCUCACCAAGGCAGGUCACUCUAUCAUCAUCAACACCAGACUCAGAGUACAAUAGUGUGGACCUUUCAGAUGUCUUCUAUGGGAUGGAUGAUCUCUCUGAACCCCUUUUCCAACUUAGAUAA
Messenger RNA from Sphenostylis stenocarpa, 885 nucleotides. NCBI's taxonomy places the organism in Eukaryota, Viridiplantae, Streptophyta, Magnoliopsida, Fabales, Fabaceae. The record is from the annotation of a GenBank genome assembly.